Molecule: messenger RNA, 2138 nt
Organism: Fonticula alba
Lineage: Eukaryota; Rotosphaerida; Fonticulaceae
Product: glycerol kinase
Exons: 14
Coding region: 117-2072 (651 amino acids)
Biological process (GO): glycerol-3-phosphate biosynthetic process; triglyceride metabolic process; glycerol metabolic process
Cellular component (GO): mitochondrion
Molecular function (GO): glycerol kinase activity
Source: RefSeq, a predicted model, not a curated record
CCGGCACCCACCUCUCAAGCCCAACCACCCUGCACUUUGCUCAUCUCUCGCUCCUCCCUCCCCCUUCUCAAGCCGACCUCGCUUCCCCCUGCCAAUCCUCGCCGUUGGCGCCGCCUAUGUUCCGAGCUGAGCGAGCUAUCGCCGCGGCCUCACGGAUCGUGGUCUCCUCGCAUCGAGCCACCUCGUCUUCCACUCUCGCCCCCACGCGCCUGCGCCAGCUCACCUGUCGUCCUCUUGGUUCGGCACUCCUCCCGAGUGUCCUCCCCGGUCGCUCGCGCCGCUUUCCCGCCCGGCCCCCUUGCACUGGCACCGGUCUCCGGCACUACAGUAAUCUCCCCUCCAGCACGACCAUGACCAGCCACACCCCGGCGUCGGACGCGGCUCCCGAAUCACAGCCCCGUGCCUUUGCCCUGCCCUUUGUCGGUGCCAUUGACCAGGGCACCACCAGCACUCGGUUCAUUGUCUUCGAUCGCGCCGGUGCCAUGGUUGCAAGCCAUCACGAGAAGUUCUCCUCAAUCUUGCCAAAGGAGGGAUGGGUGGAGCAUGACCCGCACGUCCUGCUGGACACGGCGAACCGCUGCAUCGCGGCCUGCCUCGCCAGCAUGGAGGCGCUCGGCUUUCCGAAGGACAGCAUCAAAGCCGUCGGUGUGACCAACCAGCGGGAGACCCUGGUUGUAUGGGACCGCUCCACCGGGAAUCCACUCUGUCCUGCCAUUGUGUGGAAUGAUACCCGCACGGUGGGCACCGUCAACCGCCUGACUGCCGGGGCCAAUGACUUCCUGGACACGCUCAGUCCGGCGGAGCGGGACACUGCCAAUGCCGCUGGUGUCCAGGCCACCCCGCGCGCCGACUCGGACUUUUCCCGGCGCAACAUCUUCCAGCGUCUGUGUGGCCUGCCCCUGGCGACCUACUUCUCGGCCCUCAAGUGGCGCUGGCUGGUGGAUGCUGAGGCGGAGCCCGGCGCAAAGGCGCGGCCGAUCGCCGACACCCGCGCCCGCGGAGACCUUUGCGUGUCGACCGUGGACAGCUGGCUGAUUUGGAAUAUGACCGGGCGAGCCUCCUUCGUUACGGACGUCACCAAUGCCAGCCGCACAAUGCUUAUGAACCUGUCAACGCUCAAGUGGGACCCCCUCCUUUGCCGCUUUUUCGACAUCGACCCUGCGUGUCUGCCGGAAAUCCGGUCCUCCGCCGAGGUGUAUGGCCACUUCGCGAAGGACCAUCCUCUGGCGGGGAUCCCCCUCUCCGGCUGCGCUGGUGACCAGCAGGCCGCUCUGGUUGGACACUCCUGCUUCGCUGACGGCGAUACCAAGAGCACUUAUGGCACGGGUUGCUUCAUUCUCUCCAACACGGGUGAGAGGCCCGUCUUCUCCAAGCAUGGCCUGCUGACCACGGUGGCCUAUCAGAUGGGUCCCACCGCCCCGCCAGCCUAUGCUAUCGAGGGCUCCGUUGCGUGCGCCGGUGUCGCUCUCGAUUGGCUUCGCGACAAGAUGGGUGUGGUCAAUACCACCGAGGAGAUUAGCACAUACGCUGCUGAGGUUGACACGACGGCUGGGGUCCAUUUUGUGCCGGCCUUUUCCGGUCUCUUUGCUCCAUACUGGCGCUCAGAUGCCCAGGGUAUCAUCACCGGGCUCACGCAGUUCACCGACCGCAGGCACCUCUGCCGUGCGGCGCUCGAGGCCAUCGCGCACCAAACGUGCGAUGUGCUGGAUGCCAUCCAGAUGGACCGCGCGUCGGCGGCAGGCGACUCGAGUGCCCAGCCCGACACCACGCUCUAUGUGGAUGGCGGUGUCACGCAUUCGGACUUCCUGGUGCAGCUGCAGUCGGAUUUGGCCGGCGUGGCUGUCGAGCGCCCGCACAUGCGCGAGGUGACCGCCCUCGGGGCGGCAUAUCUGGCCGGCGUUGGUGCUGGCCUCUGGCCCCAUGCCACCGGGCCGGACGCCGACCAGGCCAGUCUCCUGGGCAGCCGGCAGUCUUUCCGGCCGAACAUCGCUCCCGAGAAGUGCCAGAUCAUGCGCCAAGACUGGAAGCAAGCCAUCGCCCGGUCCUGUGGCGACCAGGUUGCUCGCCUUUGAGCAGCAGAAGAGGAUCCCUCCCUCUCGCACAUUCUCGACUUCUGCCUUGACUCCCCCCCCCCCCCC